GACUCUUGAGGAUUUGGAGUUUCCGGCCACCGGUGGUGGGGGUACUGAGCGCAAGUGCAGAUAAACGACGGGGGCUGCUUUGGCGUUGUAGUUUCUGAUCAAAUAUAGAGCGUUGCAUCCUAUACUUCUAAUGGAGGGGACAAUGGCUUCUACAAGUGAUGCGGAUGCAUCUGAUCUGGAGAGCAUUAAGAGAAAGUUGAUCAAGAGCCUGGCCAGCAGUUGGGAAGAAGUUGUACAGAUAUACGAGCAAGAUCCAAGAGCUCACAAGAUCGAGAUCGGCCCAUCAAGGAACACAGCAUUGCAUAUAGCAGUUUCAAGUGGGCGAGAAGGCAUAGUAGAACGACUAGUGAAGUCGAUUGCCAAGAAUGGUAACCCCGUGGAUGUUCUAUCUAUAGGGAAUAGAGAUGGGAACAAUCCUCUUCAUUUGGGGGCCUCACUGGGAAGCAUUUCCAUCUGCAGAUGCAUCACUGGUGAGUAUAGACAAAUGUUUGGUACCCGCAACAACAUGGAUGAUACGCCCCUUUUAAGGGCAGCUCGCUAUGGCAAAAAAGAUGUUUUCCUCUGGUUGUAUGAUAUGUGUGAAGGCAACGCAGCCCAUGACUACUUCCAGAACAAAUAUGGUGAAACCAUUCUCCAUCUUGCCAUUGACGGAGGAUGCAUGGAUUUGGCGUUUCAAAUUAUUUGUAAGCAGGAAGAUCUCAUGGAUUCUGUUGACCGUGAUGGAAUCUCCCCUCUGCAUGUCCUAGCUGAGAAGCCUACUGCAUUCAGAAGUGGAAUUCAUCUCGGCUGGUUCAACAAAAUCAUUUAUCACUGUAUUUCUGUUGAAGAGCUCAUCCCUGCAGGGACUUCCAAAGCAAAGAAGAACUUCUUUCAAGAGCUACGGAAGCUGAUUAAAUUACCAGGAAAAUCUAAAAAGCACUUGGAUCUAGAGAAUCCUGAAGAAGGGCAAGGAAUUGAACAUCAUGGUCAUAAUUCAACGAAUAUUGGAGCUCAAGGACACAAACCAUUCCACUCCAAAUAUGGCAGAUGCCUGAGGUUCAUCAAGCUUUUUGUAUCCCAAGUACUGCUGGUUAUCAUCUCAGUGAUGCCAGGUUCAAGCCAGGUAAGGAAGCUAAAAGAGAAAAAAGAGAUGCACAUGUGGUCUCUUCAGAUCCUGAACAAACUACAUGAACGUGCUGCAAGGUGUACAUAUGAAAUGAAUCCCAAAAAUCAUGAGGCAGGUUCAGAGUAUGAAUACCUCAUAAGGGAAAGAGAUCGGGGGAUGACACCAAUACUACUUGCAUCAAGGAAUGGUAUCGUGGAAAUGGUAGAGAAAAUCCUGCAACUGUUUCCUAUGGCCAUUCAUGACACCAACGGCUGUAAUUGGAACAUAGUGCUGGAGGCAGUAGAGAAUAGGCAAUCACAUAUAUAUGAAUUCUUACUCAACAGUAGUCAUCUUAUUGAUAAAGAAGGUGCAUUUCACGCUGUUGAUUAUCACAGGAACAAUGCAUUGCAUCUAGCUGGAAAGCUUGCAAAUUACCGCUACCUCCAGCGUAUCCCCACCAGCAUGUUGCAAAUGCAGUGGGAAGUCAAGUGGUACCAGUAUGUGCAGAAUUCCUUGCCACCAUAUUUUGUUGUUCAAAAAAAUGACAGAGGAGAUACCCCAGAUGAGAUCUUCCAAAUGGAACAUCAAAGACUUGAAGACGCAAGCAAACAAUGGCUAAAUAGCACAUCCAAUUCCUGCUCUUUCAUUGCAGCACUUAUAGCAACUGUUGCCUUUGCCUCAUCAGCCUCUGUACCUGGAGGGGUAAAGCAAGACACUGGGGAACCAGUUUUUGAAAACCAUCUGGCUUUCAGUAUUUUUGCAAUGGCAUCGCUAGUUGCUCUUUGCUGUUCAGUGAUCUCCUUGCUAAUAUUCCUCGCCAUUUUCAUCUCCAAGGACCAAGACAAAGAUUUUACUACGAACUUGCCAAGGAAUUUUUUAUUUGGGUUAACAUCUCUCUUUAUAUCCAUGACAGCCAUGUUGACCUGUUUCUGCUCGGGAAACUUCUUGAUGCUUAAGGGUCAACUAAAAUAUGCUGCAAUUCUGGUAUAUGCACUCACCGGCCUGCUAAUGGCGUACUUUGUUCUGAAGCACUUUCCAUUAUUUAUUGAUCUUCUGAAGGCUACAUUUCGUAAGGUGCCUGAGCGUAUAUACAAGGAGUAUCUGUAGAUUGCUUUGGUCUGGGCUCAAGGAGGACCUUAUGCCAUGGUGAUGAUGGCCAGAUCUGAUGAUGAUGUAAUUUUUCAGUUGUUUUGUGUCUUUCAAAUAUAUAUAUAUAUAUAUAUAUAUAUAUAUAUGACUGUAAUCUUCCUCCUGGAGUAUAGAUUCUUAUCAAAUUGAUUGAUAACACAAACAAUGGUGACCUCAUUAUGCCUCCCA
Molecule: messenger RNA, 2401 nt
Organism: Vitis riparia (riverbank grape)
Lineage: Eukaryota; Viridiplantae; Streptophyta; Magnoliopsida; Vitales; Vitaceae
Product: ankyrin repeat-containing protein ITN1-like
Exons: 9
Coding region: 131-2191 (686 amino acids)
Molecular function (GO): protein binding
Source: RefSeq, a predicted model, not a curated record